This is a messenger RNA of Eimeria mitis, 687 nucleotides long. RefSeq lists its product as uncharacterized. Bases 1 to 687 code for a protein of 228 amino acids. NCBI's taxonomy places the organism in Eukaryota, Apicomplexa, Conoidasida, Eucoccidiorida, Eimeriidae. The transcript has 5 exons. The record is from RefSeq and is a predicted model, not a curated record.
AUGAGGAGGAUGAGCGGCAGCCGCAGCAGCAGGAUUCCGAGCCUGCUGAGCAGCAGCAGCAGCAGCAGCAAGAGGAAGGAGGAGAGGGUGUGGGUGCUGCAGGCGACUGGGAGAGAACAGCAGAGCAGCAACAGCAGCAGCAGCAGCAGCAGCAGCAGCCGGAGUUUGGUAGUGCUGAGCAGCGUGAGCUGCAGCAGCAGCAGCAGCAGCAGCAGCAGGAUGUGCAUGAGGAGGAUGAGCGGCAGCCGCAGCAGCAGGAUUCCGAGCCUGUUGAGCAGCAGCAGCAGCAGCAAGAGGAAGGAGGAGAGGGUGUGGGUGCUGCAGUACUUUUACGAUCAGUAUCUGCAGCAAGACAUGACGGCUGCAGAGGCGCUUGCGUCCGCAACAUCGUAUGUUGAAAAGCCGGAGGCUUAUGGUCUUAUUGAGGGAGGGUCUACAGAGGGCGCGUCAGCAGCAGCAGCAGAAGACACGCACUAUACAGCAGCAGAAGAAGCUGCAGCAGCGGAAGACGUAGGUACAGCAGAAGAAGCAGCAGCAGCAGCAGCAGGAGCACCAGAAGCUGCGGUAGCAGCAGAUGUUGCUGCUGUUCCUGCUGGAGACGGAGCUGAUAGGGACGAUAACUAUCAGAGGCCCCCCUUCAUGGUGAAGCCAAAGGGCUUGACUGGAUUUGAAAGGGGCCCCCCAUAG